AUGGAAGGGGAGACGCGCAGUCUCAUGAAGUCGGAGCGUACAGCAAGCCGGGGCCAUCGAGCUGCACGGGUGGAAGACGAUAAGCUCACAGAAAGCAGGGUCGAUGAAUACCUAGGUGGCAAGGAGGUACUAUCCCUCGUGGACAUUGACAACAAAUGGCAAGACGUGGCUCUGUCUUCAUUGUGCGCGGUUUGCUGUGCGCUCCCAUUCGUCGGGUGUGUGUUCGCACCCGUUUGGAUGUGGAAAUACGGGGUCCGGCCAGCCUUCCACUGUGAAAACUGCUUCGGCGUGUUGAAUGAAGUCGUGUUGUGGCUGAUGGUCUUGGUCAUGCAGUACGACAGCACAAAGACUUGCCUAUUGUCAUAUUUCCUGGUAGACCAAGAUCAGGUCCGCUAUGCUGCACAAGUGUUUCAGACCACGCUAGUCGUACAAGCAUGUUGGAUCGGUUCGCUCUUCUGGCGCAUACUGGUUGUCGAAGCACUUGAUACAGGUGCCCAUGUGUCCAAGCAUAAGCUGAAAGCUCGAAAAGACUUCCGCAUUGAGAGCGAGUCGGCGGAGCAGUCGAAGGUGAGUUCUUUGCUCGAAGCCUUGCAACGAAAAGUUGAGGCUUUUGAUGAGCAGCAGCAGCAUCUGUUCGGCAUCACGAUCACUGCCAACCUGCGGAAUAGCUGGGUGGCGACGCUCUGUGCAACAGGUCUGACCACAGCGUGGCAGAUGCUCCGCCCACAGGUGAAGGACUUCACUUUCGACACAAUCCAGGACAGCCUAGGGCGGCUUCCCGUUCCAGAUUGGCUGGAAAGCUUCGCCGUGCAAAAGCUGGCUUGA
Molecule: messenger RNA, 825 nt
Organism: Symbiodinium sp. CCMP2592
Lineage: Eukaryota; Dinophyceae; Suessiales; Symbiodiniaceae
Source: the annotation of a GenBank genome assembly